Molecule: messenger RNA, 1225 nt
Organism: Sorghum bicolor (sorghum)
Lineage: Eukaryota; Viridiplantae; Streptophyta; Magnoliopsida; Poales; Poaceae
Product: protein FMP32, mitochondrial
Exons: 7
Coding region: 265-936 (223 amino acids)
Cellular component (GO): mitochondrion
Source: RefSeq, a predicted model, not a curated record
CGCCUACACGCCUCCGCAUAUAGGCACCGCCGCCCCCCCUCGCCUUUCCCAAAUUAGCGCCACGGCCACCUCCUCCAAUUUCUCCGGGAACGAAGCCGAGCCGCCCGAAUCGCCCACCACCCACCCGCCCAGCCGUAUAGCCCGGCCCCCGGACCGCUCCCCACCGGCUCGCGUCCCCGACCCCUCCGCCUCCGCCGCUGCCGCCGCCGCCGCCGCCUCCCGGUCCACCGCCGCGUCGCGUGGGGGUAGGAGGAGGAGGAGGAGAUGGCCGCCGCCGCCGUCGCCUGCAGGCGCGCGCUGCUCCUGCACGGGCACCAGCAGUGGCCGCAGCGGUGGGCGGCGGCCGCGCCCUGCCCCCGCACCAUCUCGCAGCUCGUCAAGACAAACGGCCGCCGCGCCUUCCUCGUCGACACCCUCGCCCUGGUCAGGAAGCUGGAGUCGCAGGGCGUGCCGACCAAACAGGCGGAGGCGAUCACUUCCGCGAUCACGGAGGUCCUCAACGACAGCCUCGAGAGCAUCUCCGAGUCCUUCGUCUCCAAGGCCGAGAUGCAGAAGAGUGAGAUGCUGCAGGAGUCCAAUAUCUCCAAGUUCAAGUCGCAAGUACAGAGCUCGCAGGAAAACCAUUUCUCUUUGUUACAGCGGGAGACUGAGAAACUUCGUGGAGACAUUGAUAAGAUGAGGAGUGAACUAAAGUAUGAGAUUGACAAGGUCACUGCAGGGCAGCGGCUGGAUCUGAACCUUGAAAGAGGGCGCAUACGUGAUGAACUUGCCAAGCAGAAUGAGGAAACUACUGAGCUUACCACAAAGCUUGACAAGGAAAUUCACUCACUGAAGGCCCAGUUGGAGGCAGCAAAGUACGAUGUCAUCAAGUACUGCAUAGGUACCAUUGUUUCGAUCUCAGCCGUCGGCCUCGCCGUCCUCCGCAUCGUGAUGUGAAGGCAGCACAGCAAGCAAAUACGUUCUUUCGUUUACCCAUAUUCAUCGUGCGUGGAAACCCGCUAGAAGAGGAUAGGUUCUGAUUCUGUUCCUAGUUUUUAGAGGGGACAAGACGUGCUCAAGGGGGAAAUGUUGUAACACCUGGUAGUAGGGGGAUGUUGCUCAAACUUGUAAAAUAGAUGGCCCGUGGAAGAAAUGCAUACAGAAAUGAUUCUUUACCUGUGAAUCUGUGAUCAGGUGUACCUUAACAUGCGGCUUCUCCAGCCCUGCUGAAGCCACCUAUACUGCA